Athalia rosae (coleseed sawfly) is the source of this 2788-nucleotide messenger RNA. RefSeq names its product Krueppel-like factor 10. Gene Ontology annotation, molecular function: RNA polymerase II cis-regulatory region sequence-specific DNA binding; DNA-binding transcription factor activity, RNA polymerase II-specific. The coding region runs from base 435 to 1847 and encodes 470 amino acids. The record is from RefSeq and is a predicted model, not a curated record. Gene Ontology annotation, biological process: regulation of transcription by RNA polymerase II. The transcript has 3 exons. NCBI's taxonomy places the organism in Eukaryota, Metazoa, Arthropoda, Insecta, Hymenoptera, Athaliidae.
AACAACACGUCUUGCAGGGCUACUAGACGACGUGAGAAAGCCUCAUUACAGAUCAGAACGUUCGUUACUCGAGGCGGGACAUUUUGUCGCUUGUUAAAUGCUUUGAAGAAUAAAAUAUAUAUUUACAUAGGUAUAUAUUCAAUAAAUUGAGCAACAAUUAAACAAAGGAAUAAAUUUUUAAUAUAUACGUAAUUGCAUUUUAAGAAACUACCCUCGAACAAUAAAUAUUUAUGUUGUGAACGUAUCAUAUACAUGGAAUUUUAUAAUACACACGAAUAUACCGCCGCGGUGCAGAUUGCUGUUUGAAUAAUUUUUUCAAUUAAUCAUAGAACUUGAAUAAAAAAAAGUUAAAAAAUUAUCGAUAACAAUAACAAUAACAAGGACCGCAAGGUGUUUAGAAAUUUGAUCGCAUAAAUUAUUGUGAAAAGAAAAAAAUGGAUAUUUUACCGACACCUUUAUCACCACCAGCGUCACCCAGGCUUAAACAAAAUCAUCAUAUAGAACCCGUAUCAGUUCCCGCAUCGGGAGGAGUCUUGCAGUUAUCAUUUAGCGUCGCGGCACUUCUGGGAGAUAAAAUAUUCCCGAAGGAUUGCAGUCAUAACGUUAAUACGAGUGCAGCAUCAAACGGGAUGAGCAUCUUAAACAAAUUGACAAAAAAUGGAGAUGACAUUCAUCCCGAAUUACCACCUACUCCACAACCUUCCGAUUGCGAGGACGAUGAACCACCUAAUAAACGAAGGUGUCUCGAAAGAUGCGAACUCGUCAAGCUUUUGAUGGGGACGCCGCCCCCCAGUCCGGAACCAUCGGCGCAAAGAGGAUCGGUAAUAAUGCGGGCGUACCGAGACGGUACUAUAUCACCGGUAACAUGUAUCCCCGAAGAGCCGUCGACGACAAAUCUCGAGGUAACGAAACUGAAGAGAAAAUUAUCGGGAAAGAAGAUAUGCGCUGGAGAUGAAUCAAAUUUCGAGGAAAAAAAGGGUAGUAAAAAAGGCGCUGCGGAUGAAUCGCAAAAAUCCGAUACCAGUAACUCGGUCAGUUGCGCCCCGACAGAGAACAUCUUGAAAAGUAUAAAAUUCAAAAUGAGCAACAGGAAGGAGGAGAUAUUCAUAAACAGUAAAAAUACGGACCGAGAGAUCGUACAGCAGAACGUAAACUCAGGAAUUCAUCAAUCAAAGUUACAAUUAUUAGCACCGAAACCAGCCCCGUCAUCCGCAGUCUGCACGAUGCAGCUAGCUGGUUUGAUAAGUUCACCUUUAGUCCUCCCACAUCAGACGCCAGUCUUACUAGUAACGACAACAACGACAACGGCAGGAGCAAAGUCAAACGGAAACCAACAAUGUUUAACCGGUUCUAUAAUCGAUGGCACAAAAUCUUCGACGUCCGAAUCAUUGUCGAAUAAUUCAUCGGCACAAUCGUCAUCCGCGAUGUUGAGACGCAGGGUUUGGGAAUGCGAGCAUCCGGGAUGCGGUAAAAAUUACUUCAAAUCAUCGCAUUUGAAGGCUCAUACGCGAACGCAUACGGGAGAACGUCCGUUUCCAUGCCCUUACGAGGAGUGCGGCAGAAGAUUUUCAAGAAGUGACGAAUUGUCACGUCACAAACGCACCCAUACCGGUGAAAAAAAAUUCGCAUGUCCGGUUUGUCAAAGAAGAUUCAUGCGGAGUGACCAUCUAGCGAAACACGUCAAACGACAUUCUAGAGACAGAAUUCAAACUGUACAAUUACAACCGAACAAUAAUUCCGGAAAUAAUACGAAUUCUACACCGCAAUUACAUCAGGCUACAACUGCUUUAAGACUAAGUUUAUUACCGGUUAAUAUCGCACCUCGAUCUACAGCCGUCGCGAUAUAAUAAAAUCCAUUUUCUUUGUUAGAUAUCAGCCUUUCAUUUUUUUUCGAUUCUUUCAUUUUAUGUUAGAGGCGGUGAAACGCGAAUGUACACUGACACCGUCCCCUAAAAUUUCAGCGGAGAUAAACAAUAUAUUUUUUUUUCAUUCGAUGUACUUUUUUUCUAAAUGUAAAUUUUCACUUUGUACAUUUUUCUUUUAUUAGGUAUUAAGUAUAUAGUAUGGGGAUUCCACAAAAAAAAAUUAAUCCUCUGAUGAAUGAAACUAUAAUAUUUUGAAUCGCCAUUUUUUUUUUAUAUAAAUGAGAAAAUAUCAAAAGAUGAUAAUUUUUUCGCAUUACAUAAGAUUUACGAUUUGUACAUUCGAUCGGACCACGAGAUUAAAAAAAAGUCUAAUCAAAGACAAAAUGGCGAAGUCACAGAGGCUAAUUAGUGAUUUUUUAUGGAAUGACCUAUAUACCUACAUAUACAUAUAGGUUGUUUACCUUGAUGCAAGGGUGUGACUGUGAUUUGUAUACGUAUAAAUAUACGCAUAUAAUUCGAUAUGCAUGAACAAAAAUAAUUUGUAUAUAGAGAGAGAAAGAGAUAUAUGAAGAAAAUAAGUGAAAAAGAACGGAACAAUGACUGAAUGAGCGCGCAUACCGAGUAAAUAUGAAAAUUAAUGCGAUAUUUAUCAGUGAUUCACUGAUAUUUAAGGACUAUUAAUAAUAAUAUAUUAUUAUUGUAAUAUUGUAAAUAUACAAUUCGAAUUUGAAAAAAUAAGACUUAUUAAGAAUAAUUUCAGUAUAUAUUACACGUGUUUCUUUUUUUCGUUUUUUAUACCUAUUGUGUAUAAAGAAUAUGUAUGUAAUAACAUUUCAAACAUAAAGUGCAAUAAGAAGACUAAUCAAAAAAGACUUGAACACUUUCGUAAAAAAAGAAUAAUAAAAAAGAAUUACAAAAAAGAA